CGGCAUAACAUCACCAAUUGCGAAACAGAGGAGAUUCUCCAAAUGGUGACGCGGCAGCCGACUGCCGAAGCGGUGGGAGAAUGGCCGGGCAUGAGCUUUGGAAUCGAAGCACCCCAAGCCCUGGCUGCACUGGGUUGUCCGAAUGGAGCUGGUUUGGCGUGGUUGUUGAUUCAGCACAAGGAGACGUUGGGGUCGAGAAUGGUGGAUCGAGUCCAUAUCUUCGACUGUAAGCGAUACUUGGGAAAUGGAAGGGGAGAGUGGUGUCUUUAUCUGCAUAUUACGGAUAGUCCUGUUGUUCCUUGAGAGCGGGGGAAAGACAGCUCCACUGAGGUGGUACAUGUAUGCGUCCAGGGGAACGGAAGACUCUGCAUUACCUCGGAUACCGUGCUCCUCCGAAGACGACCACGCAAGUAGGAGGACAGAAUGGGCGGAAAGGAGACUAAGGAAAGAGAAGGACUUGAUGAUUACCUAGCAACAGAGAAGCAGACAAG
This is a messenger RNA of Sphaerulina musiva SO2202, 491 nucleotides long. RefSeq lists its product as uncharacterized. The transcript has a single exon. Lineage: Eukaryota; Fungi; Ascomycota; Dothideomycetes; Mycosphaerellales; Mycosphaerellaceae. Bases 43 to 303 code for a protein of 86 amino acids. The record is from RefSeq and is a predicted model, not a curated record.